Dufourea novaeangliae is the source of this 1228-nucleotide messenger RNA. RefSeq names its product eukaryotic translation initiation factor 6 (gene eIF6). The transcript is spliced from 6 exons. Gene Ontology annotation, molecular function: ribosomal large subunit binding. Gene Ontology annotation, biological process: maturation of LSU-rRNA; maturation of 5.8S rRNA; cytosolic ribosome assembly. Bases 112 to 849 code for a protein of 245 amino acids. The record is from RefSeq and is a predicted model, not a curated record. Gene Ontology annotation, cellular component: preribosome, large subunit precursor; nucleolus; cytosol. Lineage: Eukaryota; Metazoa; Arthropoda; Insecta; Hymenoptera; Halictidae.
GUGACCGUACAGGUAGCGUGUGCAUUUUACUUGUUGAUAAAAGUUUGACGCGACAGUUUUCAAAAUUUUCUUUAAAUUCGAGGAAGCUAAUGUAAAUUGAUAAUUACGAUCAUGGCGGUACGUGUACAGUUUGAGAAUAACAACGAAGUUGGAGUAUUUUCCAAGUUAACGAAUUCUUAUUGCCUCGUAGCAAUCGGCGGUUCCGAGAAUUUUUACAGUGUAUUUGAGGCAGAAUUAGCCGAAACUAUUCCUGUUGUUCACGCGUCAGUAGCUGGAUGUCGUAUCAUAGGACGAUUAUGUGUCGGAAACAAAAAUGGGCUCCUGGUGCCAAACACAACAACAGACACGGAGUUGCAGCAUAUACGAAAUUCAUUACCAGAUAAUGUUAAAGUUCAAAGAGUAGAAGAAAGACUGUCUGCUCUUGGCAAUGUUAUCGCGUGCAAUGAUUAUGUGGCUUUAGUACAUCCUGAUCUUGAUAGGGAAACAGAAGAAAUUUUGGCAGAUACCUUGAAUGUAGAAGUGUUUAGACAAACUGUAGCAAGCAAUGUUCUAGUAGGUUCAUAUUCAGUGUUAUCGAAUCAAGGUGGUCUUGUGCAUCCAAAAACAUCUAUACAGGACCAAGAUGAAUUAUCAUCUUUAUUGCAAGUGCCACUUGCUGCAGGAACAGUAAAUAGAGGCAGCGAUGUUAUAGCUGCAGGAAUGGUUGUAAAUGAUUGGGCAUCUUUUUGUGGUAUGGAUACAACCUCGACAGAACUUUCAGUUAUCGAAAGUGUUUUUAAACUUAAUGAAGCUGCUCCAGCUGCUAUCACAUCAACCAUGCGUGCAUCCCUUAUAGAAAGUAUGUCAUAAAUUAAUUUAAUCUCUCUAAGAGAGCACAGACAGUUUGCUGGAUGGUAGAGUGUACUAUGGACAUGUACAUAAAUUCAGUAUUUAUGUUAACGUAAUUACAUGAGAGGAUGCUAUUGGGAUUGUACUUUGAACAACAUACCUGCAGCUCACACAUUUUCUUUGUAAUUCCAAUAGAAUACUUUUAAAAGUAUAAGCGAUACAACAUUCUAUACCGAAAUUUAUACAAAAUGCAUUAUUUAGUUUUAUCUGAAAUCUCCAAAACAAUUUUAAAAUGUUCUAAAAGAAAAAGUACUUUAGACCAAAAUUCUUAAGAAUUCUGUGCAGUUAAAAAUGAGAAGUAAAUACUUACCUCUUGUUAUACCUAAGAAUAAUUAAAUGA